UCUCGCUCAGUAUUGAAAAUUCGUACGACGCAAGUGAUCCGCAACUAUCAAACGACGUGAUCUCACUGUAAAUUCGAAGUGAAUGAGUGAGUGAAUUGCAAUUGCAGAGAUUACUAAUAACAUCGAAUGGGAUAAACGUGAAGGACCACGUCGUUUCGCAUCUGCUCAGGUCGAGAGAAAGUCGCGGAGCGUUCGAUUCGCACCACCGAUGGCAGAUCACGAUAACGUUUACGACGACGAGGAGCUAGUUUCAGCCAACCCAAAUCAAAGGAAUUGGCGUGGGAUUUUAAUAGCGUUAUUGGUGAUCGUCGCGGUCUUAGCCCUUAUUGUUACAUCUGUCGCUUUGCUUACACCUCCCGAUGACGGCCCCAGAGUACGAGGGACGCGGUUACGUCUCUCUGAGGUGCUUUCCGGAGAAUUGUCUCCUUUAUUAUUUAAUGGCUCUUGGGCGAGUAAUCGCCAUAUAUGCUACCGAGAUAUUUGGGGCGGCAUUUCUUUGUUGAAUGUUUCGGAUCCAAACAUCGUAUCGCGCAGUUUAAUGCCAAAUGAAACAUUAAGACGACUGAAUCCAGUAAAAUUUUCUUUAUCACCGGAUCGUCAAUAUUUACUUCUUGCUCAAAACGUGAAGAAACUGUUUCGUUAUUCGUAUCUAGCACAGUACGUCAUUUAUGACAUCAAGACACGAGAGUGCAUAGCAUUAACUCCUCAUCCUGAAAAAGAUGUUCACCCAUAUCUUCUACUAGCGCAAUGGACUCCACUCAAUGGACACGGACUUGUCAUGGUACAAGACUACGAUAUUUAUUAUAGAACAAGUCCCAUGAGCAAUACCGGAUAUCGAGUAACAAGCACUGCGGUACCUGGUAUAUUGUCCAACGGCGUACCAGAUUGGCUAUAUGAAGAAGAGAUAUUGCAUAGCGGAGAGGCAAUCUGGAUGUCGCCAGAUGGUCAUAUGAUGCUUUAUGCUUCAUUCAAUGAUUCUCUAGUAGAAGAAAUGCACAUUUCAUGGUUUGGAGAGGGAAAUAAGGCCCUAUAUCCUGACAUACGAUCAUUACGGUAUCCUAAGCCUGGAACGCCAAACCCUUCGGUACGAUUAUAUGUUGCUGAUUUAGUUGACCCAAAAAAUAUUCGUACAAAAGUAGUGAAACCACCGUCUAUCAUCGAGCAUAUGGAUCAUUACUUCACAACUGCUUCUUGGGUAUCUCUGACAGAAGUCUGUAUAACGUGGUUGACGCGCGCCCAGAAUCUUUCAUUGGUGACUAUCUGUAAGAGUCCAAUGUGGCACUGUCAGGAAAUACAAAAGAUAACGAGCGAGGGUCACGGAUGGGUGGAUACUCCUCCGGAAGCUCCUCUCUUUUCAGCAAAUGGUAGCAGUUACGUUGCGAUAAGUCCUGUAAAAGAUGGACCGGCGGGAUAUUACAAGCAUAUAAUCUGGAAUAAUCUGCUCCGAAGAAAAGUAGUGCCUUUGACUCAUGGGAAAUUUGAAGUUGUCAAGAUUUUAGUAUGGGACCAAAUAAAUAAUACUAUAUAUUUUAUCGGUAUUCCAUCUAUGAGACCGGGCCAGAGACAUCUCUAUCGUGUGAGUUCCAUUGUUCCUCGUUCAGGAUCGCCUUUGCAUCCUGCUAUAUGUCUCACGUGCACCGUCUCAUCCGAUAUGACUAACGAUGAAAGCGAACAUCGGACUAGUUCUUCGAAUGCUCGUCAGAAUCCAAACGAAUGGCAUCAGGAUCACUAUGAGAGUCAAACCGAUAAUAUCGACAAUAAGGAAAAUCGUCAAGCAAAAGAUACUUCCAAAAGGAACAAAUCAAAAAACAAGAAUAUUUUAAAGAAUGGCGAUCCACCGUGUCAGUAUCACAACGCAAUCUUCCCAUCCAAAGGCCUCGAUUAUUUCGUUCUCGAGUGUCUUGGACCUGGUAUACCCACGGUAGCUCUCUACAAAACGGAGAUGCCUAUGCCGCGACUCAUCAUGAUAUUACAAAACAAUACAUUGUUACGCGAAAGAGUGGCGAGCAUUGCACUUCCGCAGGUAAAAACAUUUCCUGUACAAAUAAGCGGUGGUUACAACGCUCAGGUGAGAUUGCACUUACCACCUGGGCUUCGAGAAGAUGAAAUUACGCGCUAUCCGUUGGUUGUUCAAGUAUACGGUGCUCCUGGAUCGCAACUAGUCACUGAAAUGUUUAAAGUGGAUUGGAACACGUAUUUAGCUAGUCGGAAAAAUGUGAUUGUCGCACAGAUCGAUGGCAGGGGAAGCGGAGGACAGGGCUAUAAAUUGCUUCAUGAAGUUUAUUAUCGACUAGGUUCCGUAGAAGUGGCUGAUCAACUCGAAGUCACGGAAUACUUACGAGACUCGUUACACUUUGUGGAUAAACGAAGAGUCGCUGUUUGGGGAUGGAGUUACGGCGGUUUUGUUGCUGCUCUCGUCCUGGCUCAUCCAAAGCAAAAUGUAUUUCAGUGCGGAAUAAGCGUCGCGCCUGUCGUCUCCUGGGAACUUUACGAUUCCGCGUACGCCGAGAGAUACAUGGGAUUACCGAAUGUAACGUCCAACUACAAAGGCUAUGCCGAAUCCAACGUUUACGACAAAGUUGAAUAUCUACACGAUAAGAUGUUUUAUUUGGUACAUGGAACUGCAGAUGACAACGUCCAAUUCCAACAGUCCAUGGCGCUUGCCCGUCAUCUCGCUAAAAAAGGCAUACUUUUUCGACAGCAGGUCUAUCCGGAUGUAAGUCAUACUUUAGCGGGUGUUAAAGGGCAUUUGUAUCUUUCGAUGGAGCAGUUCUUGGAGGAUUGCUUUCAAAAACAAGUACCUGUUGACACAAAAGCCGGACUCGGCAGUGGCGGUUCCGGUGGCGUGUAUUAAUAUUAAGAGAUAUAGAUAAAUAUUGCGUACAGGAAAAAAUAUCCACACGAAUUGCAUAAAGUUGCGUAAAGAAAAAAAAGGAAAGAGAAAAAAAGAAAAAAUUGUGAAAAUCUAAACAUCUCCAAAUUGUGUUCCGUUUAAUAGAAUAUAUACAGAGGAUAUGCGUGUGGCCCAUCUUUUUGUACUCCAACAUUCGAAAUUAUGGAAUGAAAUGAGAAGUAUGUAUCAUCCAGUGCGCGACUUAUAAUGCGUUUACACCAGUUAAAAAAGAAGCACGCAUCAAUCAUCCUAUCAAAUAAAUCGUCUGUGAAAAAGA
Molecule: messenger RNA, 3170 nt
Organism: Cataglyphis hispanica
Lineage: Eukaryota; Metazoa; Arthropoda; Insecta; Hymenoptera; Formicidae
Gene: Dpp10
Product: inactive dipeptidyl peptidase 10
Exons: 16
Coding region: 209-2854 (881 amino acids)
Biological process (GO): proteolysis
Molecular function (GO): dipeptidyl-peptidase activity; serine-type peptidase activity
Source: RefSeq, a predicted model, not a curated record